ACUUUCAGAAAUCCUGUCGGUCAGCCUCGGUCGUCAGAUCUCGUGUCGCUAGGGCAUCCCCGAUUAAGCGCCGCUUUGCCCACACACUCGCGCACCCCUUCGCGCACCCCUUCGCGCACCCCUUACACCUGCGUACAGGCCUGCACCUCCAUUACACUCUCGCAUUUUUACUGCCCCUCUCGGAGCGGCUUCACGUGGCAAGCAAUGGCAGGACUCGAUCCCAGACGGUCUUCGAGGGCGCGCGCUACCCAGUCACAGUCACAAGUAUCCUCAUCGAGCUCCAGUGCCUCGGGGCGGCCGGAACGCAGCUCGAGGCACUUCAACAAAGCUGGCUCUCCACAAAAAUCGGCAUCCGCUGGCUCGCUGUCCUCCGAACCACCGGAAGAUACAAUCACUGCCGACGAUACAUUCGCCACACGCCGUCGAACCCGUGGACAGGGUGACGAUCGGGACAGAGCUGGCGUCAAGGCCGAAGCGGCCGACAUGACCAGCGCCGACGAUGAUAUUCAAGAAGAGGACGAGGCCGUUCGCUGCGUGUGCGGCAAUGAGGAGUACCCAGGGCCACCACCCCUGGAAGAUGAACCUAGACAUGGGGCCAAGGGGGCUGUGGACAUUGACCCAAUAUUCUUAGCUUCUGUCACGGAUGAUGUCGCCGGGUUUUUCGUGCAGUGUGAUGUUUGCAAAGUUUGGCAGCACGGUGGCUGCGUUGGAAUCAUGACCAAUCCCGGUCCCGAUGAGUACUUUUGCGAGCUCUGUCGCCGUGAUCUUCACAAAUUGUGGACAGCUUCCAACGGCUGUGCUCAACAGCUGAACGCAGACCCGAGAUCAUGUUUCACCAGCUUGCACCAUCCCCGGGCGUUGGGAGGUCACAGACCAUCAAUCAAUCAAGUUGCUGACAUCGUGGCUCGCAGGAAUACCUACUCUUUCUAUCUUCCCUUGCGCCGACAGUCGAGGACCUCGUCGAGAUCUGCGUCUCUGAACAAAGAAGGCACACGAUCGCCCACCAAAGAGAAGGAAGCGCGAAGCGGACGAGCCACCUCGGCGAACCAAGCUUCGAAACGGCGGUCGACUAUGAACAGCCGCGAGGCUGCUUAUGACGAAGCGGAAGCUCUGAGAAGGGCCAUUGAGGCCAGCAAAGAGGAAGCUCAUCUCGAGCCCGAGGGCGUUCCUAGGCGGCCUAAGAGGGGGCGAAGCGACAGCGAGGAGAAGCAGGAGGGUGCCAAAAGGCAACGCACCAGCUCUCGAUCAGUGUCUCCAUCCGUCGACAAGACGGCCGACGAAUCGGACGAUCCCAAAGGUCCUAGUCGAAACGGGAACAAGUCAAAGCCGCGCGGCGGCGCACGCAAUAACCGGAACGAGAAGCUUUCCGAAAAGGAGGAAAAAGAAAGACAACGGCAAGAGGCCGCGAACAAGAGAAAGGGGAGGGCCGAACGUCGGCGAGCUGAUGGUACGGCGUCCACGAGUUUGGUGAAGGUGUCCGAGGCUCACACGGAUGCAGAUUCAGAUCCUUCAGAAGAGCUGCCGUCGGCAGCUCGGGCCGUAGUCAGCAAGGCGGUAGCACCAGUCACCGGAGACACGAGCACAAGCGAGACGGCCGCAGAGACUGUUCAGCAGCCCUCCGCCCCAGAACAGCAGCAGCCUCCUCCAGCAUCGCAACCGACCCCUGACUCGCCGCCCACGCCUGCCAUAUCACAGGCCAAGACGGACAAGAAAAAGUCGCACAAACGAAAAGGGCGCAACCAGUACACGCGCGAUGACGAAGCCUCGCCGGCACGGUCGGUUUCCCGAGAUAUCCAGAAAGACGAGCAUCCCCCGGCAGGAAAGGGGCACCACCACGGAGACGGCGUCGGAAAGGCGGCACACUCUCGAUCGCGAGGUGGGAUGAACAGCAAAGUCACGAUGAAUGACAUGAAGAGGAGGGCAGCGGCUUUGCUGGAAUUUAUCUCCAGAACACAGGUGGAGCUUGCUGGAGAGACGGCAGAAGACGCAGCGAGGAAUGACGUGGCAAAGGCGGCUAUUGUCAAUCCCACUAGCGCACCUGCGGUAACGAAUGGCACCAACGGUAUCACCACCGAUGAUUCGACCCAGAACACAUCGACAACAGGGCCGACUUCGGCACUGGAGAGUCAAGAAAGGGAGUUCAAAGAGCUUGGAUGUGUUGAAAUGAUGGACAGCCUGACGAGGCGGUUGGUCAAAUGGCAGCAAGAAUAUGCUGUAUAG
Molecule: messenger RNA, 2220 nt
Organism: Podospora anserina S mat+
Lineage: Eukaryota; Fungi; Ascomycota; Sordariomycetes; Sordariales; Podosporaceae
Exons: 3
Biological process (GO): negative regulation of rDNA heterochromatin formation; negative regulation of silent mating-type cassette heterochromatin formation
Cellular component (GO): Rpd3L-Expanded complex; Rpd3L complex
Source: RefSeq, a predicted model, not a curated record